Effrenium voratum is the source of this 1860-nucleotide messenger RNA. NCBI's taxonomy places the organism in Eukaryota, Dinophyceae, Suessiales, Symbiodiniaceae. The record is from the annotation of a GenBank genome assembly.
AUGGCGGUGGCGGCUGUGAUGUCGCGGCGCGCAGCCUCGAAGCAAGAGCCUGAUAUCUAUCCGCAGGCAGUUGCCUUGCCCCACUUCGUCUCUGUGAAGACGCUGGAAAGACCAGCCUCCGGCACUGUGAGACCCACAAGCCCUAAGAGCAAUGGAGAGGCUGGCGGGGACGAGGACAACGUCUCCAAGGCCAUAUCCUUUUACUCCAAGAAGGAGGUCAACGAGGAUGAGUUCCAGGAAAUCUUGGAGGAACAAGGAGUGGCUGAUGUAGAGAGCAACGAGGAGGAGGUCGAAAAGCCCAAGUUCGCGGAUAGCAUGGAGUUUGAGUCUGGCAUCGGCUGCCUGAUUGCGCUCAAUGCUCUGAUGAUGGGCUUCGAAGUGGAUUUGGCGAACCAGGGGGAUGUGGGCUGGAUUGUGUUGGAGAACUUCUUCUGCGUGCUUUGGAUCGUGGAGAUGUUGCUGAAGCUGCACUCUAUCCGCCUGAUGUACUUCUACCAACCCUGGAAUAUCCUCGACUUCUUCCUGGUUCUACUGAGCGUAGCGGAGGCUUGGGUCAUUCCAGCCCUCUCAAUCACUGGCGUCAGCGCCUUGGGUAGCCUACGCAUGGUGCGGGUUCUGCGCAUCCUUCGCCUCCUGCGGCUGAUUCGGCUGGUGAAACUAUUCAAGAACCUGUGGCUCAUCAUCGUGGGCUUCAGGGAAUCCUUGAGCACUCUCUUCUGGGUGCUGAUGCUGCUUUCAGUCGUAAUCUAUGUGUUCGCAAUAUUUCUCCGCUAUACGCUGAACUGCCAAGACCAGUUUCGGGAUUGGGCGGAUUGCUCCGAAUACUUUGGUAGCAUGCCUGCAGCGAUGUACAGCUUAUUUCAAGUCAUUACGCUGGAAUCCUGGAGCCAGGUCUUUGCUCGGCCCAUUCUCCGAGUUCAGCCAGGCUUUUUCGUGGUGUUUCUGCUGUUUCUCUUUCUUACCACAUUCGGCAUCCUGAAUAUCAUUGUCGGCGUGAUCGUGGAGAACACGCUGAAUGCUGCAAAGCAGAAUCAGGAACUUCAGGAGCGCCGAAUGCAGCGGCAAUUGCGGCAGGAGCUCGAAAGCAUCCGGAGGCUCUUUGAAGAGGCCGACGCAGAUGGCAGCGGCACUCUGGAGCAGGCGGAGUUCGUAGCGAUCCUCUCGGACGGAGUGGUGCAGCAGACGCUCACCCGCAUGGAGAUCCCAAUCGAGGAUCCAGGAACUCUCUUUGCGAUCCUGGAUCCCCAGAACAGUGGCUCCUUGAGUUUCCCAACCUUCGCCCAAGGCGUGCUCAAGAUCAAGGGCCCACCGACCCAACUGGAUAUGAAGACCAUGCAGCUGGGCGUCGCCAGUAUCUCCCGACGCGUUGCUAAAGUUGAGCACGUCAUGGAGAAGCAAACUGAGAUGAUCGCCGCGAACAUGGAAAUGCUCAGCCUGCUGUUGGAGAAGCUCGGUCACAAGCCACCAGACAGCCGAAUCUCCAAAGAGCCGCCAGGCCGAAUCUCCAAAGAGCUGCCAGGCCGAAUCUCCAAAGAGCUGCCAGGCCGAAUCUCCAAAGAGCCGCCAGGCCGCAGCUCCAAAGAGCCGCCAGACCGAAUCUCCAAAGAGCCGCCAGACCGCAGCUCCAAAGAGCCACCAGAGCGCAGCCGAAGCCGAAUAGAAAGGAUGGCUUCCCACGAGACGGACAUGCAGGACCCCAUAGAGGUGGAGAGCAUCGGUGGUGAGGACAAAGACGAGGUGCACAAAGCCUUUUCGAACAGCAGCUGCGAGAUGUUGCGAGAAACUAGCAACAGCUUCCGUCCUGCUCCACAGCCCUCAGCGCACAAGGCGCCACCGGUCCCGGGCUUUUGUUCGCAGUAG